GACGAAAGAUCCAGGAAGCCCGGGUCGCCUCUCUUGUACCGUGAUCUCGCCUCCACCGCCACCUGUCGACACCAUCACCGACGAUGUCAUUCUGUCACCGACCUCUCCACAGAAGAGCGAGGUAUACGGAGGCAUCGGUGAGUUUGACGAAAGUGAUCUCUUGAACCCGGAAGAUGCGCCCUUUCGUUGCAUCUGCGGGUACACCUCCUUCUCGCAGCUGCUGUUCGAG
This is a messenger RNA of Symbiodinium sp. CCMP2592, 229 nucleotides long. The record is from the annotation of a GenBank genome assembly. NCBI's taxonomy places the organism in Eukaryota, Dinophyceae, Suessiales, Symbiodiniaceae.